CGCUUGUUCGCCGUUACCGUUCAAACCCAGAAAGAUGCAGGCCCUCCAGAUGCGCAGCUCCUCCAAGGCCGUGGGCGCCCGCUCGGCGAAGCCCUCUCGCGCCAGCGCUGUGCGCGUCCAGGCCACCUCUCGCGUGGACAAGUGCAAGAAGAGCGACAUCAUUGUGUCGCCCUCCAUCCUGUCCGCUGACUUCUCUCGUCUGGGCGACGAGGUGCGCGCCAUCGACCAGGCCGGCUGCGACUGGGUGCACAUCGACGUUAUGGACGGCCGCUUCGUGCCCAACAUCACCAUCGGCCCGCUGGUCGUCGAGGCCCUGCGCCCCGUGACUGACAAGGUCCUGGACGUGCACCUGAUGAUCGUGGAGCCCGAGCUGCGCAUCCCCGACUUCGCUAAGGCUGGCGCUGAUAUCAUCUCGGUGCACGCUGAGCAGUCAUCGACGAUCCACCUGCACCGCACCCUGAACAUGGUCAAGGACCUGGGCUGCAAGGCCGGUGUUGUGCUGAACCCCGGCACCAGCCUGUCCACUAUUGAGGAGGUGCUGGACGUUGUCGACCUGAUCCUGAUCAUGUCCGUCAACCCCGGCUUCGGCGGCCAGAAGUUCAUUGAGAGCCAGGUCGCUAAGAUCCGGAACCUCAAGCGCAUGUGCAACGAGAAGGGCGUGAACCCCUGGAUUGAGGUUGACGGUGGCGUGACCCCCGAGAACGCCUACAAGGUGAUCGAUGCGGGUGCCAAUGCCCUGGUGGCCGGCUCUGCCGUGUUCAAGGCCAAGUCUUACCGCGAUGCCAUCCACGGCAUCAAGGUGUCGAAGGCCCCCGCCAACGUGAUGGCGUAAAGCGGCUUCGUCCUUGUAACAUACGGGUAUUCGCGGAGGUUUUGUGGAGAGGGGCGCGGAGGUUUUGUGGCGAGGGGCGCGGAGAGGGUGAGCUGGUGUGAUGAGCGGCAAUUUUGGGCGAGCAAGGGGAGAGGCGGAGUGUGUGUCUCGGCGUGGGUUGAAGUCGUUUGCUGUUGUGUUUACUUUUCGAGAAGGAUAGCCUUCGUUCCGGAUGCAAGUAGGGAUCGGUACCGCUGCGGGUUUGGGCCGCGUACUGAUCUGCGUGUUGAGGCCUCUUCCAUCACGUGCUGCAUCUCGACGUACGGGAACUUGGCAGCGCAUGGUUACGAACAGCGGAACUGUACAACGUUGGAUGGCCUUAACUCCCAACCACUCACAAAUCAGAGGCCUUGGACCUAUGCGGCCAUACCAGUCAGGGACGGGGCACACUAUUUCUGGGAACUGUGACUACGCGCCAGGGUUGCCCUAGUACGUCACCCUCUCUGUAUUAUACGCGUAUUGAUGCAGCGUGCUCCUAGUACAGUACGUUAAAGUAAAUUGCCUAAUACCCUGGGCGGCGAAAUCCGGGGGGAUAGCUGGUGCAAACACGACACGCGUGCCCCGCGUGUUCGAAUCGAUGUAAAUUUUGAGUUUC
Messenger RNA from Chlamydomonas reinhardtii, 1466 nucleotides. RefSeq lists its product as uncharacterized. Gene Ontology annotation, cellular component: cytosol. The record is from RefSeq and is a predicted model, not a curated record. The coding region runs from base 35 to 832 and encodes 265 amino acids. The transcript has 7 exons. Gene Ontology annotation, molecular function: D-ribulose-phosphate 3-epimerase activity; metal ion binding. Gene Ontology annotation, biological process: carbohydrate metabolic process; pentose-phosphate shunt, non-oxidative branch; pentose-phosphate shunt. Lineage: Eukaryota; Viridiplantae; Chlorophyta; Chlorophyceae; Chlamydomonadales; Chlamydomonadaceae.